AUGGCAAAUUUCUUGCGAAAAAAACUGAAUUCUAUACAUUCGAAAUUAUUAUUCAAUAAUGGCUAUUUUAAACAUAAAAUACGGAAACGAAAAAAUCCAAAGAAUCUAAAUCAACAUCAAAUUCAUCGUCGAUUUAUAGCGUUAAAAUUUCAUCAUUGUUUAUUGCUAUUUUUCGAUACAGAAUUUAUCAUUCUGUUGGGAUUAUUUGUACAGAUGGCCAUUUUGAAUGUAACUUUUGGCAAUGAAAUUCUCUGGUAUGGUUUACGAAUAUUUCAAUAUUACAUUUUCACCAUUUCAUCGAAAUAUCCCAUUAAUAUAUUUGAAUUGAUGUUUCCAAUAUUCACUAAAUGUUCGAUACGAACAUUUGGCACAAGCGGUAUGGAAAUCCAUUAUGAUGGUCUAUGUCAACUUCGUUAUAAUUAUUGUAAUCGUAUAACAUUUGCAUUGAUUUGGUUUCUAUAUUUUUCGAUCAUUUUAUCAAUUGUAAUGACAUUUAUUCAAAAAAUUUUAAUCAUUCUAAUCAAACAAUAUCGUCGAUCAAUAAUUAUAACGAAAUUAAUCAAUGAUGAUGAUGAUGAUGAUGACGAUGAAACAUUGAAAAGAAAAUUUCAAAAAAAACAUCUGGAUUUAGACAUUUUUAUCACCGUAAAUUGUUUGAUAGAACAAUUUGGUAAGGCAAGAACAAAACAGAUUAUCUUUGAACGAUCAUUCGAUGAUAAUGAUGACAAUAAUGAACAUGAAGAUAUUGCUUUGCUUGAGAUUGGAAUUGUGGAUCGAAUUUCAUCAACAACAACAACAACAAUAACAACCGCCACCAACAACACACAACCAUCAUCAUCACCAUUGCUGUCACCAUAG
Molecule: messenger RNA, 858 nt
Organism: Dermatophagoides farinae (American house dust mite)
Lineage: Eukaryota; Metazoa; Arthropoda; Arachnida; Sarcoptiformes; Pyroglyphidae
Cellular component (GO): plasma membrane; gap junction
Molecular function (GO): gap junction channel activity
Source: RefSeq, a predicted model, not a curated record